AUGCUCAUCCACGACCUGAGCGAGGCGGGUCUGCGGGUUCAGGUUCGUCACGGCCAUGGUGAAGCGCUAUUGGUCUGCAUUCGGAUUCCCCGGGAUCAUCUUGGAAAUUUAGUACACCAGUCAAGAAUUAAAGAUUGGCUGUUUGGAAUUACGCAUACCUUACCGGAUGGCGAUGAAACAGCUGUCGCCGACGCCGAUACCCCAUCCGAAGAGAUCCGCUCGGUAUACCACGCCGUCACCUGGCAAAAGAAAUUAGGAGGCGCGGGAAUUACGCCAGGGUUUGGAAAAUGGAAGAACGUCACGGCCUCAUUUCCACUGCAUGACCAAGAGGCCUGUGCGGAAAUGCUUCGUCAAUGGAAUCGAAAAACUGUCUUGACCACCAGCGAUCUGGAUGCGAUUCGAGCCUUGUUUGGCGAAAAGGUCGCGUUUUACUACGCUUUUAUACAAUGCUAUUCGCUAUUCCUUGUGGUGCCUGCAGGACUGGGCAUUUUUGGAUGGCUAUAUCUAGGCCCAUAUUCCAUCGUAUAUGGAACCGCACUGAGCGCCUGUUGCGUUGUGUUCGUGGAGUACUGGAAGGUACGGGAGGCAGAUUUAAGUCAGAGGUGGGGUGUCAAAGGCGUUGGACAACUAAAGGUCAAUCGCAAGCAGUAUGUGUGGGAGAAAGAGGUCACGGACCCCAUCAGUGGUCAAGUGAAACAGGUCUUCCCAGGUUGGAAGCAGUUCACUCGCCAGCUGCUGUUGGUUCCAUUUGCUUCUGUUGCGAGUGUGGCCCUCGGGGCAUUGAUUAUUGUCUCCUUCGCAUUGGAGGUUUUCAUAUCAGAAGUGUACGACGGUCCAUUCAAGGAGUAUCUAGAAUUCAUACCGACUGUCCUGUUUUCGUUAUCCUUGCCCGCCAUUACCUCGUUUCUAACAAGCAUCGCAACCCGCUUGACCGACUACGAAAACUAUCGAACGCAGGAUCAAUACGAUCUUGCGCAGACUCAAAAGAGCUUCGUCAUGAAUUUCAUCACCUCUUUCCUCCCCACGAUAUUGACUGCCUAUGUCUAUGUUCCCUUCGGCAAACAAAUCGUCCCACACCUUGACAUCCUCCGAAGAACGGGGUUCAAGGCCGACUUGGUCAGUGGGCAGAAGGAAUUCGAGGUUGAUACAAGCCGAUUCCAGCAAGAGGUGAUCUAUCUAUCCAUGGCGGCUCAAGUACUUAACUUCGGUGAGGAGGUCGUUCUACCGUAUGUGAAGCAUGUUCUGAGGCAGAAGUGGCAAAACUAUCGCGAUCGCAAGGCGGAAGAUAGCCACAAGCGGAAGCACUCCCUAGCGACUAGCCUCUUCUUAGUUGACUCACCAGAGGAAGUGGCAUUCAUGACAAGACUACGCAGCGAGGCCGGCGCAGAGGAAUACCAUGUGGAAGAGGAUAUCAUGGAGAUGUGUGUGCAGUUUGGCUAUCUCGCAUUAUUUGGAGUUGCCUGGCCACUAGUGCCGCUCGGCUUCCUGCUAAAUAGCUGGCUGGAGCUACGAGGGGACUUCUUCAAGCUCACGCUGGAGUGCCAACGACCACCCCCAAUUCGGUCGGACUCGAUCGGUCCAUGUCUACUGGGGUUGGAUUUUUUAGCCUGGCUAGGAACUCUAUCUACAGCGGCCAUUGUGCAUGUCUACCGGGGUUCCAUUUCCGAGGUGCGGUUUUCCUCGCUUCUCUUGACGUUGUUCGUCGCCGAACAGGUCUAUCUGGGGAUGCGAUUCACUGCCUCUACAGCCCUCGAGAAGAUCUUUUCCGACACAAUUAGAAGAGAAGAGGCUAGUCGGUAUUCUGUGCGCAAGGAUUAUCUUGCUGCUAGUCUGACGAGAAACUCUUCCCCCAGUUCUGGCUCCCAGGGCUCGCCGAACAGUCGGCCCCGUCCCCGGGUGCGUUUCAACGAACGAGUUAAUGUAUACAGCUCAAACAAAAAAGACCCGUCAACCGACGGCGCUUCGUCACCAAACAAAGAGGAGCCGUGGAAUGACGUUCUUCGUGGAUCCGACCGUGAGGCCCAGUUCUGGGGUGCAUAUUCAGGGGACAUGGCAGACGCAGGCGUCAAGCUAAUUCGCGCAUUAAGCACGCCGAAAGCAGGAGCAUCGGCAUGGAAAGCCCCGUCUGAGCUUCUCCUUCCUACGGUUACCCGCAUCGAAUUUACCAUGGUGACCACGGCUAACUCCUCCGAUACUCUAAUCGCUUUACCAUGUCCCGCCCACAUCUCAAGGUCGACUACCAAGUCCACGACCAUGGCCACGGAGAUAGACUUGCUAUGGCCGACCGAGUCUCCACCCCCCGUGAUCCCAAAACUCGGCCGUGAAGCCAGUGACAUUACAUGGCAGGAACAUCUGGAGUCAAAAAAGGGCCAGGUUGUGCUAGUCAGGCGAGGUGGUCAAUAUCGCCUACUGCACCAGCAGCAAUUCAAAAACAGCUUGCUUGCUAGCGUCGGGUACCUCGAGCUAGCUAACGCCGCUGACUUCGCUGCCAACGUCUGGAACCAGGUUCCCGUUCCAAAGUUUGCCGCUGUACUCAUGGGAAUCGGGGGCACAUUGGCCUUAGGAAUGGUGCUGGUUGCUAUCCACGAUUUUCGACUGAGCUGGAUAAAUGUCAAGCUGCUGCGAGUGGAGCGAGAGCACCUCCUGCGUCUACGGCAAUGCCAUGGCAAGAAUGCAGAGCUUGCCCGGCCUAUUGACAGCCGGCUGGGGGUGGGACUGCGUGAAAUUGGCACCGAGGUGAUUGACCGGAUCGUGAUGGAUGUGUUUAUGGGAUUCGGCUCGUUGUUGGUUGGCGUUGGCACUUUGAUGGCCAUUGGCGGCGCCAACCCCCGUGUCUUCAAAGCUAGCAAUCUGCUUUCUGGGUAUAUUGGUAAUGGUCUCGCUGCAGUGUUUGGCAUUUUCAAUGCCAUCUGGUCUGGUUAUCUAUUUUAUCGAUUCCAUGUGCACGGCACGGCUGCCUAUGCCCGUGAGCCGAGCGAUGAUAUCCGUCGCCGUCUGCAUACUCGGUUCCGCCGCUUCCAAUGGCAUGCUGGUGUCAAUGGGCUAAAUGGUCUUGUUGCUGGUGCUGCUUCGAUAGUUACUGCCGAGCGAUGGUGGGGAUACGUUGUCCUGGUUCCGUGCAUCAUGUCAUUAAUACUGUGUAACUUUUUCUGGCGGAAAAAGCUGGGUUACGAUCGUCCGCUCCUUGGGUAUACAUCAGCCGCGGAAAUCCAGGUGCCUGAGCUCAUUGAAGACCUACAAUACGUGAUUGUAAUGCAACGCGCUCUUGCCGAUUCUGAACACUCCCUACCGCAGGCGAUUGUUCAACCCAACUCCUUGCAAUCAAUUCUUCGCUUCGUUAUCCGUGAAAACAUGUUCGAAACGUUCUGCGAAUCCCUCGCCCGGGACAAGUUAACCUACCCGAUUCUUGCUGCAUUCCCAUCUUUAAACACAUCUCCUGACCAAAUCAACGUCUCCCCCGACACCCUCUUUCGCCUUCCCCCAAGACAUCUAGAUCUCAUUCUAGAGCACGCAAAGCAGUUCCUACGAACAACAGCUGUCCGCAUUUUCACAGAUCGCGAACGCCACCUGCUCGAACUUGUUGGCUAUGCCGUCUGGAAGGAUCACAAAAAGGCUACCACAACCACACACAGUGGCACAAAAGAGCCCGCUUAA
Molecule: messenger RNA, 3654 nt
Organism: Penicillium digitatum Pd1
Lineage: Eukaryota; Fungi; Ascomycota; Eurotiomycetes; Eurotiales; Aspergillaceae
Product: anoctamin family protein
Biological process (GO): chloride transmembrane transport
Cellular component (GO): cortical endoplasmic reticulum
Molecular function (GO): chloride channel activity
Source: RefSeq, a predicted model, not a curated record